Hevea brasiliensis (rubber tree) is the source of this 2058-nucleotide messenger RNA. RefSeq names its product transcriptional adapter ADA2. Gene Ontology annotation, biological process: regulation of transcription by RNA polymerase II; chromatin remodeling. Gene Ontology annotation, molecular function: chromatin binding; zinc ion binding; transcription coactivator activity. NCBI's taxonomy places the organism in Eukaryota, Viridiplantae, Streptophyta, Magnoliopsida, Malpighiales, Euphorbiaceae. The transcript is spliced from 13 exons. The record is from RefSeq and is a predicted model, not a curated record. Gene Ontology annotation, cellular component: nucleus. The coding region runs from base 214 to 1905 and encodes 563 amino acids.
AGGUCGACGUGGCAUAUAUCAACCGCCUCACCUGGAACAGCGGACCUCGACGUUUCUACGCCGGAAGAAACGAAUUAGGACUUAAGCCUAAAGAAGCUCCGAUCAAGCUGAGCUUUUCGAUAGUUUUUGGCAUCUGAUUUUCUGAUAGUAAUUUAUCUGUUCCCAGCGAUUAGAGGAUUUGUUCUUUGAGUCUCUUCCUCAAGUUAGUCGACCAUGGGCCGCUCGCGAGCAGUGUCCCAUUCUGUUCUUGAAGACGUCAACCAAAGAUCAAAGAGAAAAAAGACAGCUUCCAGUCUAGAGAGUGCACAGACUGCAUCUACAGUAUGCCAAGAAAUGAGUGAAGGGAAAGCAGCACUGUAUCACUGUAAUUAUUGCAAUAAAGAUAUCUCUGGAAUGGUUCGCAUUAAGUGUGCAGUGUGUCCAGAUUUUGACCUUUGCAUAGAGUGCUUUUCUGUUGGAGCUGAGGUUACUCCUCAUAAAAGCAGUCAUCCGUACAGGGUUAUGGACAAUUUGUCUUUUCCUCUCAUUUGUCCAGACUGGAAUGCAGAUGAAGAGAUUUUACUUCUUGAGGGCAUUGAAAUGUAUGGAUUUGGAAAUUGGACUGAAGUUGCAGAACAUGUUGGAACCAAGAGCAAGUUGCAAUGUAUUGAUCAUUAUAAUGCUGUUUACAUGAAUUCUCCAUGCUUUCCUCUUCCAGACAUGUCUCAUGUUAUGGGAAAGAGCAGAGAGGAGCUCCUUGCAAUGGCUAAAGAAAACUGUAUAAUCAAGAAAGGUAGUUUUAUUGCCACAGAGUUUCCUGCCCUUGGGGAGCUUACACCGAAAGAUGAGUCUCAUUUAUCUGCAAGAAUCAAAAGUGAAGAACAAAACAAAGAUGUAGCUUGUCAAUUGUCAUCAAGCUUAAAAGCAGAAUUCGGUUCUUUUAUGAGUUCAAGCAGUGGUAACACUUCCACAGGUGCAGUCAAGAAGGCCUCCAAUAUGGCCCAGAUUAAGGAUGGCAUUAAAGUGGAAGAUUCUCUGGCAGACAGGAGUAUUGGAGAGAAAAAACUUAGGAUUUCAGGGGAGGAAGGGCCUUCCAUGACAGAGUUGAGUGGCUACAAUUUCAAGAGGCAGGAAUUUGAGAUUGAAUAUGAUAAUGAUGCAGAGCAGUUGUUGGCAGAUAUGGAGUUCAAGGAUACUGACACUGAUGCUGAACGUGAGCUGAAACUACGAGUUCUGCAUAUAUACUCAAAAAGGCUGGAUGAGAGGAAGCGUAGGAAAGAUUUCAUACUAGAAAGAAAUUUACUUUACCCAGAUGCAUUUGAGAAUACCCUUUCACGUGAAGAGAGAGAAAUAUAUCAACGUUACAAGGUCUUCAUGAGGUUCCACUCAAAAGAAGAGCAUGAAGAAUUGAUGAAGUGUGUUAUUGAGGAACAUCGGAUUGUUAAAAGAAUACAGGAUCUCCAGGAAGCUCGAGCUGCUGGCUGUCAAACAGCUGCUGAGGUGAAUAGAUUUAUCGAGCAGAAGCAACAGAAGGAAUCUGAUGAAAGUGCCCAAAGAGUGAAAGAAAGUACAAUAGCUGGUCCAGGUGCUAAAGUGUUGCAGAGGCCUAGUAAUGUUAAAGGAGAUGUUGAUGGAAGCCCCUGUGGAGUUGUUAGGGGGUCCGCUUAUAUCUCAAGCCCCCUAGAUGAUUGGGAUAUCUCUGGAUUCCUUGGGGCGGAUUUGCUCUCUGAAUCAGAGAAACGUCUUUGUGGUGAGCUGAGAAUACUACCUUCACAUUAUCUCAGCAUGCUUCAGAAAAUGUCAUUGGAGAUUAUGAAGGGCACUGUUAGCAAGAAAUCUGAUGCACAUAUCCUGUUCAAAGUGGAGCCAAGCAAAGUGGAUAAAGUUUAUGAUAUGCUGGUGAAAAAGGGGAUUGCUCAAGCAUGACUAAGUAUUUUAUCCCCAUUCUUGUUUACCAACUUUGUACAAAUUUUGUUUGUGAAAUGCCUUUGUGCUUCAUGCAUCUUGUACAUUAAAUUUCUUGUCAGCAAAUGUUUAUAUAAGGAAAUAUAGAGCACAGUAAUCUUUUAUGGGGUCUAA